Messenger RNA from Geodia barretti, 342 nucleotides. Lineage: Eukaryota; Metazoa; Porifera; Demospongiae; Tetractinellida; Geodiidae. The record is from the annotation of a GenBank genome assembly.
CCAUCAGUGGGGAAUGACAUGUUCCAGAUUCAGUUCUACACUGAGACCUUUCAUAGCUACACCACUCUUGUUCUCAGAGAUGGUGCUCAGUUUAACAGUGGAGCUGAGGGAGUGUACAGUUGCAUCAUCCCCGAUGAGAAUGGAGUGGAGCAGGUCUUGCAUUUUGGUCUCUAUGACUAUGGAUUCACCUCUGGUGAGACAGCACUUUCUAUAAUCACCUCUAUGACAGAAGAAACUACUCUAUAUAAACAAACACAAACAUGCUCUACACCUCUCAAGCCAUCCAUACUUAAGAGCAUAGAGAAUAAGUUAGCGGCAGAGCUAGAAAAGGGUUGCAAAGAA